Messenger RNA from Vigna radiata var. radiata (mung bean), 2685 nucleotides. Its product is annotated as tetratricopeptide repeat protein 27-like. Lineage: Eukaryota; Viridiplantae; Streptophyta; Magnoliopsida; Fabales; Fabaceae. Bases 1 to 2685 code for a protein of 894 amino acids. Gene Ontology annotation, molecular function: protein binding. The transcript has 20 exons. The record is from RefSeq and is a predicted model, not a curated record.
AUGGAACAAACAGUUGCAAUUCGCAGCUAUGAACUUCGCCUCAUUCGUUGCACACUCAAUUCUGAGCAAUCGCAACAACUUUGCGUCUCGCAGAAACGUGAUUCUUUGGAUGAUUCCAUUGACCAUCUCUUGAAUUUCAUUCAGUAUGGCAAUUAUAUUCAAGCACUCACUUCUCAGUCCUCCUCCCACCUUGUUUUCCAACUCGCUGACCUUGAAUCACCGUCACUCAGCGAUCCCGGUAAGCUCUAUUCUUUGUUGGUUGACCGCGCCGAGUGCUUCAUCGCCGCUGCAACCAACGACGUUCUUGAACAGCAACGUAGGAACAUGCUUGUUACGUGCAUCGCAGUUGCCGCGUUUCUAGGGUUCACUCAAGUCAACUUUAUCGGGCCCUUGGAAGGGGUAGAGCUACCAAAAUGUCCUCUGGGUUUGGAUGGUGAUGACGAAGGACGGGAUAAUUGGGCUCGGAAUCAGCUUAUGUCUUCUGGUUCUGACUUGGUCGGGAAGUUCUCCAAUCUUCAGUAUAUAGUUUUUGCGAAGAUGUUGCUUAUGCGGUUGAAGGAUUUAGGCAGUGAGAUGAAAAGCCUUCCGUGGUGGCUUGCACGGGUUUUGGUUGUUCAACAGAGGGUGUUGGAUGAGCGGUGUUCUUCCUUGUCUGAUCUCUUGCAUGUGUAUAUGGGUGAAGCUUUGCAGAUGUUUGGUUCUCGCGAACUAGUUGAGAGUUAUUGGCAGGAUGAUUUACACGACGGAGAGAGCUCGGGCAUGGUCUCCUUGAUUCAUUUGGAGGCUGGCAUUAUUGAAUAUGUAUAUGGACGGCUUGACUCUUGCAGGAUGCAUUUUAAAUCAGCUGAGAUGGCAGCUGGGCUUCAGCUUUCAGUCACUGGGGUACUUGGUUUCCGUACUGAACACCAGGCGGAACCAAAGGCACAGAGGGUACUUCUUACCAACACAUGUCCAUCAAAUAAUGAGAAUGAGAACUGUCCCUUAACGAGUACCGCUAUCCAAACAUGUGAUUCCAACAAAGGUGAAGAUGAUUGGAAUAUGAAUCAGCAUGAAACCUCUGAAGCAUCUGCACUCAGAAUACCCAAGUUGUUACAAAACAACGAUGACUCUAGAAUUAGAUCUCCAUCUCAAAGCAUACAAAAUGGUGGCCAUGUUACUCCUAAUUUGACAGCAAUUCAACAAGCUGUAAUUCUGGCAUUUUGCCUUUUGAUUGAGAAGAGCUCCCCACGCGAUGAGUUGCACUUAUGGGAUAUGGCACCUUACAUUGAAGCAAUUGAUUCCCAGAACUUCUCUUACUUUACUAUAAGGUGUUUAUCGGAUCUUUUACGUAUUCGAUGGGAGUCAUCUCGUUGCCGAACUAAGGAGCGUGCCUUACAGAUGAUGGAUAACUUGGUUAAACAUAUUUAUGAACCUUCUCCAGCAAUAGCUGAUAGAAUUGCUUUUAUUUAUGCUAUUUAUAUGCCAAGUAUUCCUGCAUUGCAGAUGGAAUAUGGGGAACUUUUGUCAGAUUGCGGUUUGAAAGGGGAGGCAGCGCAGAAGUUUGUAGAAUUAGAAUUAUGGUAUAAGCUAAAAGACUGUUACAGUUUCUUGGGGAAGAAAGCAACCGCUGUUGAACUCAUCAGGAAGCGACUUUCGGAAACACCAAAUGACCCCAUAUUAUGGUGUUCCCUGGGUGACCUUACAGAUAAUGAUGCAUGUUUUGAGAAAGCUCUAGAAGUUUCAAACAAUAGGUCUUCUAGAGCAAAGCGUUCUAUGGCUCAAAGUGCAUACAAAAGAGGAGACUACAACAAAUCUAUAUUGUUGUGGGAGUCUGCACUUGCAGUGAACUCAAUGGACCCAGAUGAUUGGUUUAAACUUGGGACUGCUGCAGUGAAGGCUCAAGAUACAGGAAAGGCUCUGGAUGCGUUUACUCGCGUAAUUCAACUUGAUCCUGAAAAUGAGGAAGCUUGGACUUACUUUGCAAGCUUGCACGCGAUGAAAAGAAAGGGCAAGGAAGCCUUAAUCGCAUCAAAAGAAGCCUUGAAAUUCAAACGGAACAGCUGGCAAUUAUGGGAGAACUAUAGCCAUAUUGCUGUCGAAAUUGGCAAUAUCAGUCAGGCUCUGAAAGGUGUACAGAUGGUUUUGGACAUCACCAAUUAUAAGAGAGUAGAUAGUGAAUUAUUGGAAAGAAUCACAGGAGAGGUGGAACGGUUAUGCAUUGUCGAUUCUGGAGCAGAAUAUGAAAUGGAAGUAGGUGGAGCAUCUGUUGCCGGAAGAUCACGUGAAACUGAAAAAUUAUUGGUUUUACUUGGCGAAGUUUUACAACAGAUAGUUAAAAAUGGGAGUGGAUUUGGAUCUGAAAUCUGGGGCUUAUAUGCCAAAUGGCACAGAAUUAAUGGAGAUCUCAUGAUGAGCUCUGAAGCCCUCUUAAAGCAAGUUAGGUCACUCCAGGGAAGUGAUACGUGGAAGGACCAAGAUCGGUUCAAAAAAUUUGCAAAAUCAUCUUUGGAUCUUUGCCAGGUAUACGUGGACAUGUUUUCAUCUGCUUCUGGUAGUAUUAAACAACUGUAUACAGCUGAGCUGCACUUGAAGAAUGUCAUCAGACAGGCUCAGAGCUGCUUCUCCGAUACACAAGAGUUCAGAGAUCUUCAAGCUUGCUAUGAUGAAGUGAAAAUGAAACUCCAAUCCAACUCCAUCAAUGCCUAG